Molecule: messenger RNA, 1545 nt
Organism: Fusarium sp. VM40
Lineage: Eukaryota; Fungi; Ascomycota; Sordariomycetes; Hypocreales; Nectriaceae
Source: the annotation of a GenBank genome assembly
AUGAGUCCUCCCUCAGACACCUUCUCCCGCGAGGAGGUCCGCUCGCAUACCUCCGACGAGUCUCUGUGGUGCAUCAUCGACAGCACAGUCUACGACUUGACAGACUUUGUUGACGCGCAUCCUGGUGGUGAGACUGUCUUGCGACAAGUUGCCGGUCAAGAUGCCACAACCGCCUUCUACAACCUCCACCGACACGAGGUUCUCACAAAAUACAAGGACCUCGCCAUUGGCACCGUCGAGGGCGAGAAGCCCCAAGUCAUUACUCCACAGCCCGGUGACCUCAGCCAGGUCCCUUACGCCGAGCCCCUGUGGCUUGCAGAGCCUUUCCGUUCGCCCUACUACAACGACAGCCACAGGCGACUGCAGCGCAAGCUCAGGGAGUUUGUCGAUAGCGAGCUGUACGCCGAGGCGCAAGAGUGCGAGGCUACUGGACGUUACAUCAGUCAGAAGAUGAUCGAUCGCAUGAGCGAGUUGGGCAUUUUGCACAUGCGCAUUGGUCCUGGAAAGCAUCUGCAUGGUGUCGAUCUCAUGGGAGGUGCGGUCAAGGGCGAGGAGUUUGACUACUUCCAUGACUUGAUCGUGGCACAGGAGCUUUCGCGGGCUAUGGCCCGAGGUUUUGCAGAUGGUAACAUGGCUGGUAUGACCAUCGGCUUGACAGCUGUCCUCAACUUCGCUCGCGAUGAGGUGUGGAAGAAGAAGAUUUCCGAUGAGGUCUUCAGCGGCAAGAAGAAGAUCUGUCUGGCCAUUACUGAGGCCUUUGCCGGCUCAGAUGUCGCCGGACUGCGCACGACUGCCGAGAAGACGCCCGAUGGCAAGCACUACAUCAUCAACGGAACAAAGAAGUGGAUCACCAACGGUGUUUGGUCAGAUUACUUUGUCACCGGCGCCCGAACCGAGAAGGGCUUGAGUGUUUUCCUUAUCGAGCGCGGCGAGGGUGUCGAGACAAAGCAGAUCAAGACCUCUUACUCUACCACAGCCGGUACUGCUUUCGUGACGUUCGAUAACGUCAAGGUGCCAGCUGAGAAUAUGCUGGGCCAGGAGAACAAGGGUAUCCAAGUCAUUCUUAGCAACUUUAACCACGAGCGUUGGACUAUGGUUUGUGGAAGUCUUCGUCUGUCAAGAUGCAUCGUCGAGGAGUGUCUUAAGUGGAGUAACCAGCGUCAAGUGUUUGGCAAAUCACUGAUUGACCAACCCGUCAUUCGUCAAAAACUUGCCAAGAUGAUCGCACUCGUCGAGGCCAACCAAUCCUGGCUCGAGACCGUCACUUACCAGAUGUGCCACAUGCCCUACAAGCAACAAGCACAGCACCUCGCCGGCCCCAUCGGUCUACUCAAGAUGAGCGCUACCCGUGCUGCCCAUGAGGUUGCCGACGAAUCUGUACAGAUCUGGGGUGGCCGAGGUAUCACCCAGACUGGCAUGGGCAAGUUCAUCGAGAUGUUCCACCGAACGUACAAGUUCGAUGCCAUUCUUGGUGGUGCCGAGGAGGUCUUGGGAGAUCUUGGUGUGAGACAGGCCAUGAGGAACUUCCCCAAGGCCAUGUUGUAA